Molecule: messenger RNA, 381 nt
Organism: Porites lobata
Lineage: Eukaryota; Metazoa; Cnidaria; Anthozoa; Scleractinia; Poritidae
Source: the annotation of a GenBank genome assembly
AUGGACCUCAAAGAUUUGCUGAGUCACGAGCUUGGUCCCCUUCCAUGGUCGUUGGCUUCAUCCGAUGGUUCAUUAGCCAACACAAACAAAGCAAUUCUUUCCAAGCUACUCGAAAAUGGAGUAGAAUGCCAGCCGACUUUACCCGAUCUGACAACAGCUGUCAUCAUAGACGCCAUGGCGAUGCUGCAGACGCUAGUAAUGGUACCUGAUAGAUUUUCUGAGCUGGCAGACAUGGUGAUGACCAGAAUUCUGAUAGAGGCUGGAGAGGCAGCAAGAAUCGACUUUGUAGGAGAUCAAUAUCCAGCUAACUCAAUUAAAAACACCGAGAGGAACAAUCGAGGCAGAGAUGGUGAGAGAGUCAUCAACAUUACCAUAACAUAA